AACCUCAACUCACCCAUCACAGACUCGUCCAGGUCCGCCAUCCUGCCCAUCUGCAUCCCGGACCCACGUACACCAGCGCCCGGCAUGAACACCAUCAUGUCCACCCCAUCAUCGACCGGCAAGAUCCAGAGGAUCGUCGGGGCACCGGUCCAGCAGAUCCCGCCCCACAAGCGUCCGUCGACAGAACCCCAUCGGGCACCAGCAAAAAAGAGCAAAAAGGCCAUCGAUAAGAACCUGCCUCGCAAGAUCGAGGUUUUUGUUCCAGAGUCCAAGCUCUACGGCGAACUGCAGGAUCUUGAGAAGCGAGUCGAUGCCCUGAUUGUUCGGAAGAAGAUGGAGCUGCAGGAGUCCCUGGCCAAAUCGCCCAAAAUGGCAAAGCGAUACCUGCGUAUCUUCAUCUCCAACACAGCCAGCGAUCAGAUCAACCCGUCCAGCGAGGAUUUCAUGGACAUCACCAAUGCCAACAUUCCGUCGUGGACUCUGCGGAUCGAGGGGCGGCUUCUUGAUGCUCCUCAUCUGCGCAAGGGCAUGGCGAUCCAGACAAAGUUCAGUCAGCUCAUCAAGAGCGUCAUUGUGACCAUCGACCGCGACCCAGCACUCUAUCCCGAGGGCAACAUCAUCGAGUGGAGAAAGCCGCACGGCGGCGCCGAGUGCGAUGGCUUUGAAAUCAAGCGGCGCGGCGAUACCGAUGUCAAGGCAAAGAUUGCGAUCCAUCUGGACCCGCCGAUCCCAAAGUUCAAGCUCUCUGCGCCAUUGUCGGCCCUGCUGUGCCUUCAUACCGACACGCGGACCAAUAUUAUCUCGGCUCUCUGGAAGUACAUCAAACUCAACAAGCUCCAAGACUCGGAGGACAAGCGAGUGAUCAACUGCGACGAUGGACUGAAGCGGCUGCUCCCGAAUACCGCCCACGUCCUGUUCUCGCAGCUUAUUGAGAUGAUCGAGCCGCAUCUACUGCCGGCUGAUCCCAUUACCCUCGAGUACACAAUCCGAGUGGACGAAGGCUACCAUGCGUCUCGCUACGUCUACGACGUCGAGAUCGAGCUCGAGGACAUGACUCAGAAGAAGGCCAAGGACUUUGCCAGUGCCAAUGCUGCUCUGCAGAAAGAGCUCGAGCAGUACGAUGACCAGAUCAUCAACCUGGUCCAGCAUAUCAACCAAGCGAAAAUGAAGCGGGACUUUAUGGCCGCAUUCGCCAAGGAUCCGUGCACGUUUAUCAACCACUGGAUGGCGAGCCAGAGCCGCGAUCUCGAGACCAUCCUCGGAGACAACCGCGUCAGCCAGGAGGAAAUGAGACGAUCGGCAUUCUACAAGGACGGCUGGACCCAGGAAGCCAUCUUCCACUAUCUGGCCCAACAGGACCAGUUCGGCAGUCAGUCGUAACUCGGCCUGGUCCAAUAAACGCCCCCGUUCUGCUUGCCCGUG
This is a messenger RNA of Polychytrium aggregatum, 1422 nucleotides long. RefSeq names its product SWI/SNF and RSC complex subunit Ssr3. The record is from RefSeq and is a predicted model, not a curated record. Bases 85 to 1380 code for a protein of 431 amino acids. Lineage: Eukaryota; Fungi; Chytridiomycota; Chytridiomycetes; Polychytriales. The transcript has 11 exons. Gene Ontology annotation, biological process: regulation of transcription by RNA polymerase II. Gene Ontology annotation, cellular component: nucleus; SWI/SNF complex.